Molecule: messenger RNA, 2707 nt
Organism: Chiloscyllium plagiosum (whitespotted bambooshark)
Lineage: Eukaryota; Metazoa; Chordata; Chondrichthyes; Orectolobiformes; Hemiscylliidae
Gene: dipk1c
Product: divergent protein kinase domain 1C
Source: RefSeq, a predicted model, not a curated record
ACUCAGAUUGCUUGUGACUGUAAUAUUGCAGCUUCACUGGGACGUUCAGAGACUUGUGGCUAUCUGAAGGCUGGCCCAGAGAGAUGUCGGGUCUAUUGGAAAGCAGCUCGGUCAGGACACCGAGCUCUCCCCCACUCGGUUCAGGGGGCUGAAGGCUGAAGGUGCUGGAGCCAUGCCUGCAGUUAUCUGGAUUCCUGGUUUUAGGCAGUUUCGAGCGAAAUUGCUCAGGAAACCUGUUUUCCUCUGCUUUCUCCUGUGGAUCGGUUGCUGGCUGCUUUUGAACGCGUCAAUCUUCAUCCGCAGGAGUCUUUUCGCGGAAUACUGCACUGAUCAGAGGAGUAAAGGGAUCCUCCGUACACUGUGUCAGGACUACAGGCAAGGUAUCCUAACUGGAGAUUUAUGUGAGGAUUUAUGUGUGACACAGACUAUGGUUUACAAACGCUGUCUUUACUACGACAAAGGGAAGAAAGUCAUCCAGGCUGAUUGGAAUGGUCAGCCCAUAAUUCUGAAAUCCAAACUGGAGGACUUCCUGAGCUAUGAAAGUCUGUACCUAUUGGAUGAGCGAGAAAGCAGACCCAUUCCAGAUGUUGAUAUCCUCGUCUUUACUGCAUUGGAAAUCAAACAUUCCUUGGGCCUGGAUGUGAAGAAUGUCACAGUACCGCAGCUAUGGACCAAACACCUAAAAGGCAGGACAGGCUCGUUCUCUAGGGCAGAGCUGGCCAGUAUGUGGUCCCUCUUUCAACAGGAGGAGUAUGUGUUUUUCCAGUUGCUGCAGGACCUCAGUAAGCAUGUUCUCAGAGUGAUUGGCUCCUGUGGACAUUUCUAUGCUGUCGAGUACCUUACAGCUGGUCACGCUUGGCACCGCAGCCUGUUCUCCCUUGAGAAGCUGGUCCCCCUUUCCUGGCGAGGCAGUAGCAGAAAGGCAUGGUGGCAGGUGACAAAUGGAAUCGCACUGAGUUUCCUCGAAUUGGCCAGACAUUUUGAGAAUGAUUUUUCUCACCAGCUUCACCUUUGUGACAUCAAACCGGAAAACUUUGCCAUCAGGGCUGAUUUAACGGUUGUUACAAUUGAUGUCGACAUGGCAUUUUUUGAACCCAAAAUGCGUGCCAUCCUUGAACAAAAUUGUACAGAUGAUGAAGACUGCAACUUUUUUGACUGUUUCUCCAGGUGCAAUAUUAAGACUAAAAAAUGCAGAGCAGACCGUUCAAAUAAUAACCUCCAGGUUAUUUGUGAUAAGAUUUUUCGCCCCCUGUUCUCACCGAGGCUAAGUGAGCUAAGGGUGUAUCACCCAUUGCAAACCCAGUUGUAUAAAGCAGUGCAAAGAUGUGCUGAGCUGUCCGAUCAGGGUAGUGUGGACAAGAAAACAAUGGAGAUUACAUUCUCUGAACUAUACAACUUGUUUAAGGCCUGCCAAAGAGACAUGUGAAAUCUAAACAACAAAUUGUCUGGCCAAGAAGUCAAACAGCUGACUGUUGGAACUUGCUGUUGAAAUGUGAAGCUGUUUACAUGGUUUACCAUUAUUCUCAUAUUGUAUAUACCACGAUAAGCAAGUAAUGCGGCAGAGAGUCAGGAGAUAACUAAAUUGAGUUAUUUAAAGCUCUUUUUUAAUAUAACUAAAAGCUAUUUCCUCCACCAUUUGUCUCUGCUCAUUUUGUAGUGGAUGUUUCACUAGAUGCUGUCGGCUGCCUCACCAACCCAGCAAGCUUUGCAGUGAUGGUUGGGAGACAUGGAUCCCCAAUAGUCUCUCUUCGGGAGGAAUGUACUCCUCUUAAAAACACUAUGGAGAAAAAGAGAGAAGAGACAAACAUGAGCAAUGGCAGGUUGAAGUGUUUUACCACUCGGAUUGAACUCCAAAAUUGGCUGGCCAUGCAAUUGCUUGUGCCAUAUAGUUGGGUCCACUUAGAAGCAGUUGCCCCACUAAGACAAAUAACAAAAUAAAAAUAGAAGCUUAAUAGGAGUGGCAGCCUCUGUGAAGACAGCAACAGAGCAACAGAAAUGACAGCAUUUCAAGUCCACUAUGACUCCUUUUUGGAAAUCAUGUGAAAAAUUAUCAGCUUGGCUUCACAGGUCAGCACAACAUUGAGGGCUGAAGGACCUGUACUGCACUGUAAUGUUCUAUGUUCUAUGUUCUAACUUGACCACCUUGAAGGCUGUUGGCUCUUGGUGACCCAAUGUUCCCCAUGGUCCACUCGGUGAAGACCAAGGAGAUGGCUAAUUCAUUGAAUAUUGAACAGGCUGCAGUUGACUCAAGUGUGAUCAAGAAAAGGCGUUAUAUAGGAACCGUUUAUUCUGCAAAUGCCAUAGGGUGCGAGAAGUCGCUUAAGUAAAAGCAUUCAGGUGCAUGAGUAGUAGAUGUGUGCAUGCUUAGGAGUGGUAAGGCAUGGUAAAGUGUGACCUCCACCACUAUCACCUCCAGGGAGAAACUUAAAUAUCUGUAGCCAGCUGUUUCUUCUCGUUCAGCCAAUCAACAGAAUCAAAUUGUGAGCACAAAACACCAAGUGUUUAAAUUCAAUGAUCUUCUUUUAAGAGGUAAAUUCUAUCUUUAAAUAUGCUACCCUGGGAGAUCACUGGAAAUUGAAUGGAUGGGUGCUUGCUAUAGAUGUGAUUGACAAGCCACAUCCAAGGCAGGUAUAACGGGCUAGAAAAAAGAACAAAGAAAAUUACAGUACAGGAACAGGUCUUUCAACCCUCCAAGCCUGUGCCAAUC